This is a messenger RNA of Zalophus californianus (California sea lion), 4891 nucleotides long. It is a transcript of the gene CNNM4, whose product is annotated as cyclin and CBS domain divalent metal cation transport mediator 4. The transcript has 8 exons. Gene Ontology annotation, molecular function: sodium ion transmembrane transporter activity; magnesium ion transmembrane transporter activity. Lineage: Eukaryota; Metazoa; Chordata; Mammalia; Carnivora; Otariidae. The record is from RefSeq and is a predicted model, not a curated record. Gene Ontology annotation, cellular component: plasma membrane. Bases 83 to 2473 code for a protein of 796 amino acids. Gene Ontology annotation, biological process: magnesium ion homeostasis; magnesium ion transport.
GGCGAAGCGGCAGGAGCGGCGGCGGGAGCGGGGCCGCGCGGCGGGGCGCGGGGAGCAGCGGCGGCGGCCGAGCCGGAGCAACAUGGCGCCGGUGGGCGGGGGCGGGCGCCCGGGCGGCGGGCCGGCCCGAGGGCGCCUCCUCCUGGCGGCGCUGCUGCUGCUGGUGCUGAUGUGGGCGCGGGGGGCCCGGGGCCAGGGCGACCCCCAGCGGGGCGCCAUCCUGGGCAUGAGGCUGGCGAGCUGCAACAAAUCGUGUGGGAUGAACGCGGAUGGCAUCAUCUUCGUGUCCGAAGGCAGCACGGUGAACCUGAGGCUGUACGGCCAGAGGCUGGGCUCCAUCUCCAGCAACCUGAUCUCCUUCACCGAGGUGGACAACUCCGAGGCCAUCCACAACUCCACCAACUGUCCCGAGCUCACCAAGGACCUGGUCGUCCAGCAGCUGGUCAACGUGAGCCGCGGGAACACGUCCGGGAUGCUGGUGGUGCUCACUAAGUUCCUCCGGAGGAGCGAGAACAUGAAGCUGUAUGCAUUGUGCACCCGGGCCGGGGUGGACGGUCCCUGGCAGAGGUGGACCGAUAAGGACUCGCUGCUCUUCAUGGUGGAGGAGGCUGGGAGGUUCCUGCCCCUCUGGCUGCACAUCCUCCUCAUUAUGGUGCUGCUGGGGCUGUCGGGCAUAUUUUCUGGCCUCAACCUGGGGCUUAUGGCCCUGGACCCCAUGGAGCUGCGCAUCGUGCAGAACUGUGGCACACAGAAGGAGAGGCGCUAUGCCCGCAAGAUCGAGCCCAUCCGGCGCAAGGGCAACUACUUACUCUGCUCGCUGCUUCUGGGAAACGUGCUGGUCAACACGUCCCUCACCAUCCUUCUAGACAACCUCAUCGGGUCUGGGCUCAUGGCGGUGGCGUCUUCCACCAUUGGCAUUGUCAUCUUUGGGGAGAUCGUACCUCAGGCCUUGUGCUCCCGACACGGCCUGGCUGUGGGUGCCAACACUAUCAUCCUCACCAAAUUCUUUAUGCUACUCACCUUCCCCCUCAGUUUCCCCAUCAGCAAGCUCCUGGAUUUUGUUUUGGGCCAGGAGAUUCGCACCGUUUACAACCGGGAGAAGCUGAUGGAGAUGUUGAAGGUAACGGAGCCCUAUAACGACCUGGUGAAAGAGGAGCUAAAUAUGAUCCAGGGUGCCCUGGAGCUACGGACCAAAACCGUGGAGGAUAUCAUGACCCAGCUCCAAGACUGCUUCAUGAUCCGCAGUGAUGCCAUCCUGGACUUCAAUACCAUGUCGGAGAUCAUGGAGAGCGGCUAUACCCGCAUCCCCGUGUUUGAAGACGAGCAGUCCAAUAUUGUAGAUAUUCUCUAUGUCAAAGACCUGGCCUUCGUGGACCCUGAUGACUGCACCCCCCUCAAGACCAUCACCCGCUUCUAUAACCACCCAGUGCAUUUCGUCUUCCAUGACACCAAGUUGGAUGCCAUGCUGGAGGAGUUCAAGAAGGGGAAAUCCCACCUGGCCAUCGUGCAGAAGGUGAACAACGAGGGUGAAGGUGACCCCUUCUAUGAGGUGCUGGGUCUGGUCACCCUGGAGGACGUCAUUGAGGAGAUCAUCAAGUCUGAGAUCCUGGACGAGUCGGAUAUGUACACGGACAACCGAAGCCGGAAGCGAGUAUCUGAGAAGAACAAACGUGACUUCUCAGCCUUCAAAGAUGCUGACAAUGAGCUCAAGGUGAAAAUUUCACCUCAGCUACUUCUGGCUGCUCAUCGCUUCCUGGCCACGGAGGUUCCCCAGUUCAGCCCCUCUCUGAUAUCAGAGAAAAUCCUGCUUCGGUUGCUCAAGUACCCAGAUGUCAUUCAGGAACUCAAGUUUGACGAGCACAACAAAUACUACAUCCGCCAUUACCUGUACACCCGAAAUAAGCCGGCCGACUACUUCACCCUCAUCCUGCAGGGGAAGGUGGAGGUGGAGGCCGGGAAGGAGAACAUGAAGUUUGAGACAGGCGCCUUCUCCUACUACGGGACCAUGGCCCUGUCGUCGCCCACCUCUGUGCCUUCAACCCAGGUCGGGUGUCCGCCUGGCAAGCGGAACUCCCUGCUCUCCUGGCUCUCAGACCACUCCCCAUCCCACCCUGCCACCCUCAGCCGCUCGGCCUCCCUUAGUUACCCGGACCGCACGGAUCUCACGAGCACAGCCACCUUGGCAAGCAGCACCAACCAGUUUGGCAGCUCCAUCCUGGGCCAGUACAUCUCCGACUUCAGUGUCCGGGCGCUCAUGGACCUCCAGUACAUUAAGAUCACUCGGCAACAGUACCAGAAUGGGCUGCUGGCCUCACGCAUGGAGAACUGCCCUCAGUUUCCCCUGGAUGGCUGCACCAUCUGCACAGAGAACUUAGCCGGGAAGUCCGAGUUGCCCGUGGUAGAUGAGACCACAACUCUUCUCAAUGAGCGUAACUCUUUGCUGCACAAAGCUUCCCAUGAGAGCGCCAUCUGACAGCAGGGCCCGGGGUCCCCCGCCAGCCCCGCGGGGGUCUCCCCAGUGGGCCCACAUGAAGAUAGGGAGGCUUUUAGGCCAGAAGAGGGACAGAUAGCCUGUCUAACUGAGCAGCCAGAUGGCCCCCAGAGUGUGGGGAGUUUUGGCCUCUGACAGGGACCUCUGAAUAGCUCCAAAUUAGCGGCUGCCCAGCCCUGGACUGGCAGGGCAGUGGGCCAGCUACCAUGAGCAAGGCUGUUUUUUACUGAGAGAAUUUCUGAACUAGGCUCACUGCUCCUCUUUUUAAAUAUUGUUUGGGGAAAGGAAUGGGGAAGGGAAGACAGGGUUAAGGAACUUUAUUUAAAACAAAAAAAAAUGUUUUUUCCACAAAAACUUCAAUGAAAAAGGGUAGGGUUUCUCACCCCGGGAAGCAAUAGCCAUAAUCUGCUCCCGGCCAUGACCUUCUGGCUUAUGUCCCUGAUUCAGGGAGCCCACUCCUCCUCUUCCUCCUCCUCCCCUUCGUCCUCCUCCAGAGAUGCUAUCCCAGAGGCCCGCUGGAGGAAGGUUUUCUCUUGGGAGGAAGACAGUUCCUUCCAGGAAGCAAAGAACCAAAUAGCGUUGAGAACAACUGCCUGGACACAUGCACUGAGGCUUGUCUGACGUCGCUGAGGCCUAGGGAUUCUGGGUAACUGUGAUGAGGGACAUGGUACUCCCGGCUACAGAGAGGAGCCCGCCCACUCCUGUCAACCGCUGGAUCCUGGAAUUUCCUAGGACUCUGCUGAUGGGCUCUCCUGGUGAGUUGGGCCAGGCUGAGGACUCUCACCCUUGUCUCUACUCGUUUGACUCAGAGUGUUUAGCAGGGUCUGACACUUUUAAGAUUGCUUACCCCUGCUUCCCAGGCCCUGCCCUUACUUUUACCAAAGGUUUCCCCCUCGGUGGGAGAACAUCUACAUUACGGGUGACUUGUCUGAGAUACUCCUUUCAGUUCCAGGAGGGAAUCUCGUCACGGGCAUCUGUGUUGGUAGCAAUUAAGACCAUCCCCUUUCCCACCCUGCAGUGAAAGUCAAGUGUCAGUCACUGACCUAUGAAGCCCCUCUUUUCAGACUCCCUACUUCUCAUCCCAAAGCCCAUUGCUUCUUGGGGAUUGAGGACAGCAGGACACAUAGGAAGCCAACCUAAGCAGGUUCUUCAUGCCCUCCUUUCCUCUGUGGCUGAGGUUUACCCAACCUUGUUCACACACUUAAAAAACCCAGGGAAGGAUGUUUCCACCUAAAAGACACACAACUGGCAGCCCUGUUGCCCCCGUCUUUAUAAUCCUAGCCUGAGUUGUCAUCCUGGCCCUUGCUGAAGCUAGUGGUACUGGAUCCUGAGAGCUCCCCCCCUACCCACAUGAAAUUCUGCCCCAGUGCCUUUUCCCUGGGGCUGAAUGAGGCCCUGCUGCAGAGCUCCAGGCUUGCCACUGUUGGGGAGGCUGUGGGACUAAGGUCCACGUUGGCCCUUUUGUCGGGUGGAAAGGUUGCUGGGGGCCCAAGAUCAGGCGGGGGAGACUCUGCACACCUUCCACCUAAGUGGUAGUUAUUGACCCUUUCCUCAGCCAGUGACUUCUGUCACCCCAAGUGCUCUGUUCUUCAGGCACCUGGAGAAUCCUAGCUUUUGGGACCAGGAAGUGUCUGCACCAAGUAUACUUGCCCCUGGCUGGUUCUGAAGUCUCCCCUAGUCACAGAAUUUAUUCCUCGAAGUCUGGAGAGAAGGUGGUGACACCCAUGGGUUCUCAGUCAUGAGGAAAAAAACCCACCGGACCUUUAUUCCCUGUCGGGGGAAACCCCUCAGUUUUCUACAGGAGCAGCUUGCUUUCCGAGUCCACAUGGGAGCUUGCAAAGCUGUGUUCCUGAGAGACCUGAGUGCCAGGUGGGGCAAACCACAUUGGCCUGAACCAAGUGAGUGUGUGAAGUAAAAGGAGCAGGUGCACACACUUCCACAGCUACCUCUUUGCACACACGGUUACCACCAACAGAUGGUCCUCCCUUUCCCCACUUAUAAUCAUUUCUUGCAGAGGGUCAUAAUUAUCUCCAAAUAUUACUGGUCCGAUGACUUCCUCCUCCCAGUGCAAUUUUUUACUUCCUAUUCCAACCUCUGGUUCCUGGGCCGAGCCGUACCCUGGAACUGGCCCACCCCUGCGUGUCUUCUCAUGUAAGGGAGACUGUCGCAAAUGGCCUCCAAAUGGGUAGGCAAGUCACAGCCACCGUAGCGAAUAACUCAUAUUUAUUUUGCAUAAGAUUUUAAUUUGUAUAUUUUUGUGAUUUAUUUUGGCAUUGUUAUGAGUUUGACUCUCGGGGAGUUUUGUUGUUAUGACUCUUGUGUCUUUUGUCACAAGACAAUGAUAAUAUUUGCUAAACAAUAUAUGGAAUUUAUUUUUGAUUGGUAAUAAAAAAUGAAAUA